AUGGGCUCAACAACUUCCGCCGAGUCAAGAGGGCAGUAUUCAAAGAUGAACAGGCAGACGACUUCCAGUGUCAUUUGGCAGCCUCUGGACGCAAAGCGCAGCAUGUCACAAUUGGAGGGCAGCAUGUCCCUGCACGCCCUGCUCUUGUGGGUUGGCAUGCCGGUCUGCCUGGCAGUGCAGAACUUGAUCCCACCACUACGACCAACCUGUGCAAGUGGCUUCAGCAACUGGUCAUUCUUGCUGCUGCUGUUGGUGGAGGCUCAUCAUAUCUACCAAGAGAGGAAAGCUUGGACAGCUGUGCGCGAUCUGAUUACCCCGCCGGAGCUGUCUGUAUUGAGGCAGCUCGGAAUUCUGCGGAUGCGACUACGUCAUGUCAUCUUAGGUAUCUUGGAGGAUGUCGACUUGUACAUGGAUUUCGCUUUUCCCUUCGUCGCACUCGCGUGCGACCGGGAUGACCCGAGCAAUCCGAUGACCGAGCACUGGGCCGAAGCCUGGAGACAGGUUCCCAUCCUGGGCCACCUCUUGGCGAAGAUUGAGGAGGAGAGCGUCUUUGUGUACUUCGGUUCCGGAUGUUUUUGGCACGUCCAGCAUGCCUUCAUCGAAGCGGAAGCCAACCUUUUGGGCCGCAACGCCUCGACCUACACGUCACUCACAGGCUAUGCCGGUGGCAACAGCGUGAAUGGAGAUGGCAAAGCCUGCUACAAUGACUACGCUCAGCUGGGCCACACAGAGGUUGUUGGCCUUACUAUACCCUUGAGCAGGCUGCCCGAUUUCGGAGCAGUCUUCUGGUCAUUGUUCGUGGGGAAAGACCGCGUGGAUGUGAUGGACAUAGGUGCGGAUUACCGUGCUGCCAUUGGCGUGCCGGGUGGCAUCAGCUCCUCGCUGCUCCAGACGGUGAACGCCAGCCAGGCGAGUCGGGCCCAGCGCGAUGGCUGGUGGUUUGAAGUCAGGGCAGGCAAUGGCGACGAUUAUGACACCUUGGGCAAGGCCCUCGUGUGGGUCUAUGAUACCGCCCUGUAUCCGUUCUACCAGGCUGAAGUGUACCAUCAGUUUCACGACGACUUCCUGCCUGGUGGCAACUACCCGCAGGAAUACAACGAUCUCGUCCACGCUCUCCGUGAAGAUGGCCGCCUAACUUCGACCGGCUGCCCUCGAGACCAGGCUUCAGCUGUGUCUGCUGCCCACCCGGUGGUGCUGUCCAUCGUCUUGCUGUUCGCUGUGUACAGGCACACACAAUGA
This is a messenger RNA of Symbiodinium sp. CCMP2592, 1239 nucleotides long. Lineage: Eukaryota; Dinophyceae; Suessiales; Symbiodiniaceae. The record is from the annotation of a GenBank genome assembly.